AUGUUCGUCACGACUUCGUAUUCCAUCGCUUUCAAAGUGUACUUUCUCCCAUACCACCAUCAGAAGAGCCACAAGAUUCCCAAGAUGAAGAUUCCAGCCAUCGUCCUGGCCACCACCUACGGCCUCGCAUUCUCUGACGUCGCUCUCUCCAUGCCUACUCACAACGACGCCAAACCUUCCAUAGUCCGCAGCCUGUGGCCUCGUGGUAACGGCACCGAAUGGAUGCUCAAGUGCAGUCACGGCAGCUGCUAUUCUAUGGUAGGCUGUACCUCGGAAGGGGCUGUCACCCACAACGAUCCUAGUUGCUGGCAGAUGUGCACGUGCAUCGCCUACAACACAACAGACAUCGUGACAGGGCUUUAG
Messenger RNA from Diaporthe amygdali, 363 nucleotides. RefSeq lists its product as uncharacterized. The transcript has 3 exons. The coding region runs from base 1 to 363 and encodes 120 amino acids. NCBI's taxonomy places the organism in Eukaryota, Fungi, Ascomycota, Sordariomycetes, Diaporthales, Diaporthaceae. The record is from RefSeq and is a predicted model, not a curated record.